AUGCCAUUACCAUUACCUUCGAGCUUUGCCUCAGCCGCUGCUGGCAUUAAUCAAGAUUCAAAGAAAGACGGUGCUAUGAGCGGAGAAUGGACGCGGUCUCGUACAAACGGAGCAACACAAACGUUUCGUCGCCCUUCUGUCGCGACAAAUUUAUCGCACAACCGUGAUAGUAGCAGUCAACCUACAUCUACUCCCACUUCUGCAGCAUACAUUCCUCCUCAUAUGACCUCCAACUAUCAAUCUCGCAACGGUUCGACAGUUGACAGCCGAUACUCCAAGGAAGACCUUCUGAGCAUCUUUAAGGGUCAACGAGAUUCAGGAGCGUUGGGAAAGAAUAUGGGGGACCAUUUCUUAGCCUCGUGGAACCCGCUUGAUGAUACAGCAGCUACGAAUGGUGCGUGGGCAAAGAAAGAGGACCAAAAAGAUUCUCCACCCGGCCCUGAGGUUUGUUGGGACCAUUUGGGACAUUAUGAACCACUUGGUUUAAUAGAUAUGACGGAGGAGGAACGUGAGCUCUUCUCGACUACUGUCAACUCUCCAUUGAAACCUCCACCAUCAAGCGCCACUAAAGACAAUACUCCUGGUGUCGUUGGACGCAAAGCCUCCGUCUCUCACUCUACUUCGUUCAACACCUCAUCACCUAGCUCUGGACGACCGGGUACGCGACGCCGAGAGACUCAAGAUUCAACAGGCAAUCCCAUGUCUCCGACCGCCGGUUCUCGUUUCUUCCGAGAAGAGCCAAACACAACCACCCCUCCUCCUUCUCUCCUCCGCCGUAAGACCGACCUUCGGGAUGCAGGAUCGACUGCCAAACAGUUAGAAGAGAAGGAUAAACCCAAGGAUUUACCGGACAUUUCAUCACCUUUUGGAUCUUUGAAGCGGAGUGCUACGAAUCCAGUUGUCAGUGGCUUAGCUGGCACUUCUUCGCCUUGGACGUCGGCUUCCCAGACUGCCAAUAUGUCACCGAUGGGCGCAUUUGGAAGCUUUUCACUGGCUACUUCUAGCCCGCAAGCCCCGACAUCUGCUGUUGAGAAAAGACCUGGCUUCGGUAGUGUCCGUGGUGAAAGCAGAUUCAAGGGGUUGCUCUCGAAAGAUAGCUCGGAAGAUGUUGGAAUGCUCGCUAAGGACAAGGAUUUGGCAAAAGAGAUAGAGCGUCUUGCCGAAACUGAGGGAACAAGUCGUUCGCAAUCGCCAUGGAACGAAAUUGUCAAGACUCGCGCAACCCGAAGCGAAACGAAUCCAUUUGAUGAGCCCCGUAGUGGAAGCGCUGCUUUGGGCGGUUCUGAGGAAGUUGGUUCGACACUAGACGAGCUCGGGUUUGCCGCUUUUGGCAUGACGGCAGGCGUUCCUGGUCUUCGAGAUCUGCUCGGUCGUGGCGACGGUGCCCAUGGUUCUCCAAGUCACCUCCAGGGUCUUGAACCAACCAGUCCGACAAAUACUAACCCCUAUCAAAGCCCGCGAGGUGAAAAGGUUGAUGACGAUGUCGACACUGAUGGCUCUGAUGUGCAGAGAAGCCAGCAUCCAGGCAUCAGUGGCUUGCGUGAUGACGCUGCUGCCGCUCCCUUUGGCUCUAUCCGUCGAGGUGGUUCUGCUCUGGAUAUGUCCACUGGUGACCGCAGUCAAACUUCUAGCGUAGGCCCUGGCAGGGGCUUCUCUAGUCUUGGCGGGUUGGCUGGUCUUCCUGCUAUCGGUGGGUCAGGGGCAUGGCCGUCUGCCGGGGCAAUUGGCACGCCAACACGUGAACGAGCUGCUUUUACCGGAUUUGGUGAUCCUAUCUUUGGGUCUAUGGCCGAAGUCCAGUCUCCGGGUCUUUCUACGCUUGGUGCAGGUGGUUUCUUCGGCUCUCACGGGGGACUUAGUGGAACGGGAAGCAUCGGCCGGGCGAGCAAGAUGGGCUCUCUUUUCCCGCCUUCUAUGCAAGACAAUGCCACGGGUGAUAUUGGACGUCAGGAAGACGGAAGUAGGUCUCAAGAUCUUAAACCUUCUACAUCAACGCCCUUGCAACUUCCAACCACAUCUGCCGGUAGUGCUUUGGCGACUCCACUGGCUUCCACUGAAGUCUCACAGAAUCAACAAGGAUUGUCUACUGGUGGCUCCAAUGCUUUGCCUACGGCUCAGCAACGAACUAUGGUUAUGCCGGAUCGCAUGAGAUGGAUCUAUCGUGAUCCUCAGGGAAACAUUCAGGGACCUUGGUCAGGACUAGAAAUGCACGAUUGGUUCAAGGCGGGAUUCUUCACUGCUGAGCUUCAAGUCAAGAAGUUGGAGGAUCCUGAAUUCGAGCCUCUGGCUCAACUUGUACGUCGAAUUGGAAACUCACGCGAGCCAUUCCUUGUACCUCAGAUAGGCAUACCUCAUGGUCCUGAGCCCAACCAAGCUGCAACAUGGGGUGCUUCAACACAGCCCGGCGCUGCUCAACCUCCGUUCGCAAACAGUUUCCCGACCUUCGGAACCACACUCACUGCGGAGCAGCAGAACGCAUUGGAACGGAGAAAGCAGGAGGAACAGUAUCUCAUGGCUAGGCAGAAAGAGCAUCUUGCUCAACAACAAGCUAUGAUGAAGCAAAUUCAAUUGCAGGGCGGACCGCAUACAGCACAGCCUCAGCUACAACAUCAUUCCAGUGCUCAUAGCCUUCAAAGUCAGCCAAGUUUUGGAAGCAUCACUUCUCCCACAGGAGGCUAUCAGCAAUCUCCUAUCCAGGGACCUAUUCAGCCUCCACAGCCGAUGCCAGGUUACUUCGAUGGUCCCUUCAGACAAAAUACCCUCCCUUUCGGGUCACAAAUGCUCGGGACUGACUUUGGGUCGCACGAAGAACUUCCUGGCUUUCUUGAUCGCUUGAGUUUGAAUCGGCCCGGUCCCUUUCCUGUAAACUCUCAAGGCUCAUUUAGCGGUCGUCAGCAAGAAGCCGGCAUACACCCGCAACAGGUCAAUUCAAUCUUGCAGGAACGCGCACGCCUUCAACAAGAGCAGGACCAAUACGAUAAAACCCAUUCAGACAAUAUUUUCGAACAACAAGCGCGAGAAGAGCGUUUACGCCAAUUUCAUGCUCUCCGCUCAGAUGAAGAGGAGAACCUGUUGAGAAGCAGCGAAGGCUUAUCGUCAAUUCCAGCCUCCGCCACGGGACAGCAAGCUGAAUCUGCUCAGGAGCUACAUGAAGAAGAAUCUUUUUUGCAAGACCAGGAGACGUCCAUCAAUGAACCACUCUCUCUUUCCCAGCAGGUGCAGAAGGCAGCUACGGCACAAAGACAACAACAGCAACAGCAAAAGCAAGCUCAAGCUGAGGCUGCAUGGGUAGCCAAGGGGGAUCCCGGCAUUCCCCAUCCUUUCCCACCUCCGCCAUCUCAAUCUCCUCUUCCAGCACCGGCUGCUCAGCGGAAUCGUCAGCACGUCGCUGAUGCUCUUGCUGCAACUUCUCGCUCUCAGAACCAGACACCUGUUGAAACUCCGUACGCUUCCGUUGCUCCUUGGGCGAAGGACAACAUUGAAGCACCCAAGGGUCCGUCUCUGAAGGAGAUUCAGGAGGCAGAGGCACGCAGUGCAGCUCAGCGCGAAGAACUAGCAGCACAAGCUCGUCGUGCUCAGCUUCUAGCUGAACAGGAGCGUCUCUCGCAGGUACAACAAGCAGCAGCACCCGGGUUGCCAUCAACAGCCAACUGGGCCAGCAGUGUGUCUCCUGUCACCCCCAGCACUGCCAGUACAGCUUGGUCCAAGCCAGCUGCAAAGGCUACUGGCACACCCGCCAAGACUCUUGCUCAGAUUCAAAAGGAAGAGGAGGCACGCAAGCAAAAAUUGGCCCAAGUCAGUGCUGUUCAGACAGCCGUCACCACCGCCGCUUCUCCGGUAUCUGGAAAGCGGUACGCUGAUCUCGCCAGUAAAGUGGCUGCCUCGCCAACCACUGCGGCUGCUUCUGGUGCAUGGACUACGGUUGGUGCCGGCGGCAAAGCUAAAGCACCACUAGCUGCUCCAGUUGGCCCUCGCUCCACUAGCGCUACACUUGCUACUCCUCAAGUUGCCAAGCCACGACCUGUAGCUCCAGUCAAAACUACGACCAUUGCCACCACCCCAGUCUCGAAUGCAAACCGCGCAAACGAAGAGUUCACAAAGUGGGCUAAGAUAACCCUGGGCAAGGGUCUCAACAAUGGAAUCAAUGUCGACGACUUUGUACAACAACUACUCUUCUUACCUGCCGAAGCGGAAAUCAUUUCCGACUCUGUCUAUGCCAACUCUCAGACAUUGGAUGGUCGCCGUUUCGCUGAAGAAUUUAUUCGCCGUCGCAAGCUUGCCGAUAAGGGAAUCGUUGACCCUGUCAGCAGCAGCGCAUUCACUGAUCAGAAGGCGGCUUCUGGCGGCUGGAGCGAGGUUGCAAAGAAAUCUUCAAGCCAGCCUAAGCAGGAGGAUGAGAGCGCUGCUACGUUCAAGGUUGUCGCUGGCAAGAAGAAGGGCAAGCGGUAA
Molecule: messenger RNA, 4449 nt
Organism: Talaromyces amestolkiae
Lineage: Eukaryota; Fungi; Ascomycota; Eurotiomycetes; Eurotiales; Trichocomaceae
Exons: 5
Coding region: 1-4449 (1482 amino acids)
Molecular function (GO): protein binding
Source: RefSeq, a predicted model, not a curated record